ACAGCUGGAUUCUCCACUCGUGCAAUCCAUGUAGGCUCCGAACCUAGUGGCGAGACUGGUGCUUGUAUGCCCCGGAACAGCAAUUUCACCACAUACAAACAAGAUGCCAUAGGCGUUCACAAGGGAUUCGAAUACACUCGCUCCGACAACCCAAAUCGCCGUAGUUUCGAAGCUCAACUAGCUUCGAUCGAAGCAGGCGGUCAUACUGCCAUAGCAGUGGCUUCUGGGUCCAGUGCCACUGCGCUGCUUGUGACAGCUGCAGGUCCCAACUCCCACAUUCUAUCCGUCAACGAUGUCUAUGGCGGUACUGCCCGGUAUUUCACCCGGGUCGCAAAUGUCAUUCAAAACCUCGCUACCACUUUCAUCGACCUCGAAUCAGCUCGUGAUGACGAAGUAUAUGACGCCAUUCAAGAUAAUACAAAGUUAAUUUGGGUUGAAAGCCCAACUAAUCCCACGCUUCGCAUUAUUGACAUACCCCGAAUCGUUCGCAUUGCUAAUUCUCAUCCUUCUCGUCCACUCGUCAUAGUAGAUAAUACCUUCCUCUCUCCUUUCUACUCUUCCCCUUUCCUUCUCGGCGCAGACGUCGUCUUACACUCGGUCACGAAAUACGUCAAUGGUCAUUCAGAUGUCCUCAUGGGAGCAGUCGUUCUCCCUCUUCCACACACAUCUACCAAAUACCCUAAUCCUAAACCGCUCGCAGCCACAUUGGAAUCUAAACUUCGCUUCCUUCAAAAUGCUAUCGGAGCUGUGCCAAGCGCCUACGACAGUUGGCUCGCACAACGUGGAGUUAAAACACUUGCCCUUCGAAUGAAAGCCCACGGUGAGAACGCCUUAGCCGUUGCGCGUUGGCUUUCAACCCGAGGAAAGGAAUUAGGACUUGUAGACUGGGUCAUCUAUCCGGGAUUAAAAUCUACAGCAUCCCGGCGAGUCGAAGAUAACGAACGAGUGUACAAACUCGUCCGUGACACGCUUCUCUCACCUCACGCGCGUAAAUGGAUCGAAGGCGGAACGUGGUCGGGUCGUGAUGAUGGGCUGGAAGGGAUUCCAUUCAGUGGAAUGGUCUCAUUCAAGAUCGCCUCCGCUCCUUCAUCUAUCCUUUCUCCCGCCGAAGUUUCUGAACCUACCUCGACUGCUUCCCGCUUCCUCACGUCCACUCGCCUCUUCUCGCUGGCCGAGUCAUUGGGCGGAGUCGAAUCGCUUGCUGAACUCCCAGCUUUGAUGACUCAUGCGGGUAUACCCGUUGAGACGAGGGAGAAAUUGGGCAUUAGUUCAGGGCUCAUCAGAUUGAGCAUAGGCGUUGAAGAUAAGGAGGACUUGUUGGUUGAUUUGGAGAGGGCUUUGAGGUGGGCCGUGAAAGGGGAGGUGUGGGAUGUUAAGAGGGAUGUUGAAUUGGGAUUGGGUGUAGCCGAGGGAGUGACCAAGGUUUUGGCUGUUGACUCUGAGGACUCGUCUAGAAUCGAGGUGCACGAUAUUGUGCCUGUUCAAGUUCACGCUUGA
Cantharellus anzutake is the source of this 1497-nucleotide messenger RNA. RefSeq names its product Cys/Met metabolism PLP-dependent enzyme-domain-containing protein. NCBI's taxonomy places the organism in Eukaryota, Fungi, Basidiomycota, Agaricomycetes, Cantharellales, Hydnaceae. Gene Ontology annotation, molecular function: cystathionine gamma-lyase activity; pyridoxal phosphate binding. The transcript has 4 exons. Gene Ontology annotation, cellular component: cytoplasm. The annotation marks the transcript as partial. The record is from RefSeq and is a predicted model, not a curated record. Gene Ontology annotation, biological process: transsulfuration.